This is a messenger RNA of Loxodonta africana (African savanna elephant), 5025 nucleotides long. It is a transcript of the gene RNF19A, whose product is annotated as ring finger protein 19A, RBR E3 ubiquitin protein ligase. The coding region runs from base 1009 to 3525 and encodes 838 amino acids. Lineage: Eukaryota; Metazoa; Chordata; Mammalia; Proboscidea; Elephantidae. Gene Ontology annotation, cellular component: cytoplasm; ubiquitin ligase complex. The transcript has 12 exons. The record is from RefSeq and is a predicted model, not a curated record. Gene Ontology annotation, molecular function: ubiquitin protein ligase activity; zinc ion binding; ubiquitin conjugating enzyme binding. Gene Ontology annotation, biological process: protein polyubiquitination; positive regulation of proteasomal ubiquitin-dependent protein catabolic process; ubiquitin-dependent protein catabolic process.
CAUGAUAAUAUAUGGAGUACUUUAGCUUAAAGGCUUUGGUUUAACUCCUAUUUAGUAAAAUGUUACUCUGAUUACUUAGGAAAAAUAGCUAAAUUUUCUAUACUUAGGCUGUUUUCUUCCCUCAGAAGCUAAUUUUAAGUUUUCUUUGGCCAUUUUUUUCUCUUAAGUCAUGAGAUGUCAGUUGUUUGCUGACAGAAUAUGCAUAACAUGGAAACAAUACAUGUGCCUAACCAUACCUGCACAGCUAAAGGCUGAGGGAUGAUAUUCCUUUGCUAAACACAUAUGUAUUUCAGAUGUUCAUAGACUUCAACCCAAAAAGAGGCUGUACAAGGAUCAUAUCGAACAAGGGGCUACUGCAUGAUUCAAAAUUGGAAAAGGCAUACAUCAGGGUUGUAUCCUUUCACCAUACUUACUCAAUCUGUAUGCUAAACAAGUUAUUUGCUGGACUAUAUGAAGAAGAACAUGACAUCAGAAUUGGAGGAUGACUUGUUAACAACAUGUGCUAUGCAAAUGGUACAACCUUGCUUGCCAGAAAUGAAGACAGCAUGACGUACAUACUGAUGAAGGUCAAAGACCUUCAGUGUGGAUUAUACCUGAAUGUGAAGAAAACUAAAGUCCUCACAGCUGGACCAAUAAACAACAUGAUGAUAAAUGGAAAAGAAAUUGAAGUUGUCAACCUCUAUGGAAGCAGCAGCCAAGAAAUCAAAUGAUGUCUUGCACUGGGCAUAUCUGCUGCAAAAGACCUCUUCAAAGUUGUCACUUUGAUGACUAAGUCUAGGAGACUAGAAGUCCGAACUCAGGGCACCGGCUCCAGGGGAAGGCUAUCUCUCUGUGUUGGCUCUGGAGGAAGGUCUUGGCAUCAGUCCUACCCUGGGUCUAGGGAUCAUGGGUCGAAAGGACACAGUCCGCUCCAGGGCAUCUAUGGUAACAGCCUCCUUUAAGUCGAACUUUUUCAAGAAUUCUCUGAAGAAACCAAGUAUGAUUUUCUUAUAUCAUGACAUCAUCUGAAUGCAAGAACAAGAAACAGGUUUUAUCUCUAAAUAUAAUGAAGGGCUGUGUGUAAACACUGACCCUGACUUAAUUCUAAUGAGCAUUUUAGACAUGAGUUUACAUCGGCAAAUGGGUUCAGAUCGAGACCUUCAGUCUUCUGCUUCAUCUGUGAGCUUGCCUUCAGUCAAAAAGGCACCCAAAAAAAGAAGAAUCUCAAUAGGCUCUCUGUUUCGAAGGAAAAAGGAUAGCAAACGUAAAUCAAGGGAGUUAAAUGGCGGGGUGGAUGGAAUUGCAAGUAUUGAAAGUAUACAUUCUGAAAUGUGUACUGAUAAGAACUCCAUUUUCUCUACAAAUACCUCCUCUGACAAUGGAUUAACUUCCAUCAGCAAACAAGUUGGAGACUUUAUAGAGUGCCCUUUGUGCCUUUUGCGGCAUUCUAAAGACAGAUUUCCUGAGAUAAUGACUUGUCAUCAUAGAUCUUGUGUGGAUUGCUUACGACAGUAUCUAAGGAUAGAAAUCUCCGAAAGCAGAGUUAAUAUCAGUUGCCCAGAAUGUACUGAACGGUUUAAUCCCCAUGAUAUUCGUUUGAUAUUAAGUGAUGAUGUCUUGAUGGAAAAAUAUGAAGAAUUUAUGCUUAGACGGUGGCUUGUUGCAGAUCCAGAUUGUAGGUGGUGUCCAGCUCCAGACUGUGGAUACGCUGUGAUAGCAUUUGGAUGUGCCAGCUGUCCAAAAUUAACUUGUGGGCGAGAAGGCUGUGGAACAGAGUUUUGCUAUCACUGUAAACAGAUUUGGCAUCCUAACCAGACCUGUGAUGCUGCCCGACAAGAGAGAGCCCAGAGUUUACGUUUGAGAACUAUUCGAUCUUCAUCCAUUAGUUAUAGCCAAGAAUCUGGAGCAGCAGUUGAUGAUAUAAAGCCAUGCCCACGGUGUGCUGCUUAUAUAAUAAAGAUGAAUGAUGGAAGCUGCAAUCACAUGACAUGUGCUGUCUGUGGUUGUGAGUUUUGUUGGUUGUGUAUGAAAGAAAUCUCAGAUUUACAUUAUUUAAGUCCAUCAGGAUGUACUUUUUGGGGGAAGAAACCUUGGAGUCGAAAGAAGAAAAUAUUGUGGCAGCUGGGAACACUUGUUGGUGCUCCUGUAGGAAUUGCUUUAAUAGCUGGCAUUGCUAUCCCUGCAAUGAUUAUUGGCAUUCCAGUGUAUGUGGGCCGUAAGAUUCACAAUCGAUAUGAAGGCAAGGACGUUUCAAAGCACAAACGGAAUUUGGCCAUAGCAGGCGGCGUAACUUUGUCUGUAAUCGUAUCUCCAGUAGUAGCUGCAGUAACUGUAGGUAUUGGUGUUCCUAUUAUGUUAGCUUAUGUCUAUGGCGUUGUUCCAAUUUCUCUCUGUCGAAGUGGAGGUUGUGGAGUCUCAGCAGGAAAUGGAAAAGGAGUCAGGAUUGAAUUUGAUGAUGAAAAUGAUAUAAAUGUUGGUGGAACUAAUACAGCUGUAGACACAACUUCAGUAGCAGAAGCAAGACACAACCCUAGCAUAGGAGAGGGAAGUGUUGGUGGUCUGACUGGCAGUUUGAGUGCAAGUGGAAGUCACAUGGAUCGAAUAGGAGCCAUCCGAGACAACUUGAGUGAAACGGCUAGCACCAUGGCACUAGCUGGAGCUAGCAUAACAGGGAGUCUGUCGGGAAGUGCCAUGGUAAACUGUUUUAACAGGCUGGAAGUACAAGCAGAUGUGCAAAAAGAGCAGUACAGUCUAAGUGGAGAAUCUGGCACAGUCAGCUUGGGAACAGUUAGUGACAAUGCCAGCACCAAAGCAAUGGCAGGAUCUAUUCUGAAUUCCUACAUCCCGUUGGACAAAGAAGGCAACAGUAUGGAGGUGCAAGUAGAUAUUGAAUCAAAGCCAUCCAAAUUCAGGCACAAUAGUGGAAGCAGUAGUGUGGAUGAUGGCAGUGCCACCCGAAGUCAUAUUGGUGGUUCAUCUAGUGGCUUGCCUGAAGGUAAAUCCAGUGCCACCAAGUGGUCCAAAGAAGCAACAGCAGGAAAAAAAUCAAAAAGUGGUAAAUUGAGGAAAAAGGGUAACAUGAAGAUAAAUGAGACCAGAGAGGACAUGGAUGCACAAUUGUUGGAACAACAGAGCACGAACUCAAGUGAAUUCGAGGCUCCGUCCCUCAGUGACAGCAUGCCGUCUGUAGCUGAUUCCCACUCAAGUCACUUUUCUGAAUUCAGUUGUUCUGAUCUAGAAAGCAUGAAAACUUCGUGUAGUCAUGGUUCCAGUGAUUAUCAUGCCCGCUUUGCUACUGUUAGCAUUCUGCCUGAGGUAGAAAAUGACCGUCUGGAAAAUUCCCCACAUCAGUGUAGCAUUUCUGUGCUUACCAACACUGCUUCAUGUUCAGAAGUUCCACAACUGAAUCAUAUUGCUGAAGAACAUAGUAACAAUGGACUAAUUGCCAAUGUUGAUUUAUAUUUUAGUGACACACUAAAAGAAACAAACAACAACCAUUCACAUCAGACAAUGGAAUUGAAAGUUGCAAUUCAGACUGAAAUUUAGGCCUAUAAAUGCUGCAAAAGAAUUACCACUGAACAACCUUGUUUGGAGCUGGUUGAACUACAUGUGACUAAGUAUCAAGUUACCAGCAGGAGCCAGGUUUCAUAAUCAUAAUGCAGAUACAUUUUCUGUGCUCAGCAAAGCAUUGUGUUUUGUGUGGAUCUUAGUUACCAAACUAUGAAAUGAAGGCUUUAAAAGUGCAUUAUUUUAAGGACAAUAAAUCUUAAGAGCAAAGCAUGUUUUGUGUGUUUGCCGCAAAACAUGGCUUGAAGCACAUGCUUGUGUACUUAGAUGGAAAUUUGGCUUAAUUUAUAAUCAGUAUAAAAUACUAAUGCAAUUCUAUAACAUUCUUAUAAAGAAAACUUGACGCUUAGGGCUAAGUGGUUAGUGACAUUUUAUUGAAACCACUAAAGGAUACUGUUUAAAAGAACCUUGCAGGUUACUCUCAGUAUGUUAUACUCUUUGUAACAUUUCUAUUCAUAACUGGGCAUAAAUUUCAUUUUUUUCUUGAUAUGCAAUGUGGAUAUAUAAAGCUUAAUGCAGCCCAUUUGCUAUCAUUUGGAUACUUAGACACUUUGAGCAAGAUUGUGGCAGUUUUUGCACAACUUUGAAAUAGAAAUACCUGGUACUCUAUAUAUCUUGUGUAUUGUUGAUGCCAUCUUAGAAGAAAAGUGUAAUGGUAGGUAAUUUAAAUAUACUGACAGCAACAAAUAAGAUAUAUAAAACUGCAAAAUAAAAUGCCAGUAGUUUAUAAGUAGUAGAAAAAGUCACCUUUCACUGAGGGGAAGUUUGCACCCCAUUGAUUCUUGGUGCCUUUGUGAUAGACUGGGUUUUAAGUGCCUAGUCGUUUGAGGACUUUGUUGUAUUGUUUUCCAUAACAUCCUCUCUAGCCACCUUAGAUUAUGUAGAAAAGUACGGAAAAUAGAUAAACAAUGUGAUUAAUAAUAAUGCUGAAAAAGUAUUCGCCUACCAAAGACACACUCAGGCUUUAGUGAGUAACUCUACAUAACCUCAGUUUUUGACACGUGCAUAUGUUCUCCAGACAUGAAAUCAAAGCGUGGUGCGGAGCUCGUACAAGUACAAGAGGGGCCCACGUGUGGUUGGCUUUGUUUCCUUUUGCUUUUGUUCAUAGAAGAUGUUCAGCUGACAUAAGCAAGAGGUUGGCCAAAAUACUGCCUGUGCUGUUUACUUCCUGUAAAAUUUACUUAAACAAAGCAGGAUAACUUCAACAAUAGCAGUUAAAAUGUUCCAUUUUAUGUGUUCCUUUUAAACAUUGCCAUUAUGGUGCUACUGAGUGUUUUCUUUUGAUAAAAACAAAAAUGCCAUGGGCUGCAGUCUUCUUCCAUCACUUUUCCUCACCAGGCCCAUUAAUAUGCUUAUAACACUAGUGCCAGUUAUUUGAUAGUGCUUAUUAUGACAUUUGUAUAUGUGUUUGCAUUCCAGUUGUGUUCAAUAAGGAAUGUGUAAAUUGCAUACAUGAAAAUAAAUGUAAAUACUGAUGUA